Schizosaccharomyces osmophilus is the source of this 900-nucleotide messenger RNA. RefSeq names its product exosome subunit Rrp42 (gene rrp42). The transcript is spliced from 2 exons. The record is from RefSeq and is a predicted model, not a curated record. The coding region runs from base 1 to 900 and encodes 299 amino acids. Gene Ontology annotation, cellular component: cytoplasmic exosome (RNase complex); nuclear exosome (RNase complex). NCBI's taxonomy places the organism in Eukaryota, Fungi, Ascomycota, Schizosaccharomycetes, Schizosaccharomycetales, Schizosaccharomycetaceae. Gene Ontology annotation, biological process: U5 snRNA 3'-end processing; U4 snRNA 3'-end processing; exonucleolytic trimming to generate mature 3'-end of 5.8S rRNA from tricistronic rRNA transcript (SSU-rRNA, 5.8S rRNA, LSU-rRNA).
AUGCAAUUGUCCUUGCCAGAACUAUCCUACACGCGUCAGUCGUUGACUGCGUUUGAACCGCCAAUUCGGAAUGAUGGCCGCUCCAUUGACCAGCUACGGGCUUUGUCUGGGCAAGUCAACAUUCUGCCUGGAGCUCAUGGAUCAGCUCGAAUAAAAUGGGGAUCUACAGUCGAGGUUUUAGUCGGAAUUAAGGCAGACGUUGCAGAUGCAACGAUUCAUGGAGGGGCUUUCGAGGCUUCUGUUGAUGUUUCUCCUUCAGUUACAAUUCAAAAUCGAGAAACAGACCACCUUCCAUCAUCUCUUACAAGCGCCUUACAGGACGUUUUGGACGCACUUCCUGUGGACUAUUUAAAAUUUACACCUUCAAAAGCAUGGAGGAUCCAUGUAGACGUAAUUGUGAUGCUCUGUGCUGUUCCUAAUGAAAACAUUCUUUCUGCGUUGAGUUUGGCUACUUCGCUGGCUCUACAAACAACUAAAAUACCUAAAAUAUCCACUCCAAAUGUUACUGAAAUGGUGUUGGGGAGCAGUAAGUUUGAGCCUUCUGAAGAAUACGAUGUCGACUCCGAAUGGGACAAUGCCGUUCCUUUGCAAGGUCUAGAGAACUUGUCUGUUAUUAUUACUGCAAGUAGUGUCGACCACAUUUUACUCAUAGACCCAACAGUGGAUGAAGCCAAUGUUGCUCAGGCCACCUAUGCGGUGGGUGUUUUACCCGAUGGCACUACGUCUUAUACUCGAACCAUUAGCAUGGGAGGUGGUUAUGCCUCCACUGGAAGAGCCAUAACUGCUGAGCGCUAUAUUUCACUAGUUCAAGCAGCAUCCGUAGCGGGUACAAAAUUGCAAGAGGCUAGUAAAUCUCUUUUAGCAUACGAAGGAUCCGGUUUCUUUGAUAUUCUUCCGUAA